Messenger RNA from Blepharisma stoltei, 2859 nucleotides. NCBI's taxonomy places the organism in Eukaryota, Ciliophora, Heterotrichea, Heterotrichida, Blepharismidae. The record is from the annotation of a GenBank genome assembly.
AUGGAAGAGUUGCAAAGAAGGAUUGAGGAACUAGAAAAAGAAUUGGAGCAGAAAAACGCAUAUAUAGAAAAACUAGAAGGAGAAUUAGGAAAAAAAUCAUUAUUGCCAGCUUUGGCAGUUAUGCUGAAUAAAGUUCAACCAAAUCUGACGAAACCUCAAAUGGUUUCAGUGGAAUCUUUAAAAUUUUUCACAAGAUUAAUCGGAAAUGCAAUUCAUAUUCAAUUUCCUGAAACUCUAAAGCGAACAGAUACACUUAGACAUCUAGAAGAAAAGCCAAAAAGAAAUUUUAAAAAUUCUGCACAAAAUUCUGAAAUCAGCAAAUUAUUUGAUAGGAUAAACCCUUUAAUAGAACAAAAAUCAAUCAUGAACGCUGAAAUAAAAUCACGAAUAAAAAAACUUAAAGAAGAAUAUAAAGCUAAAAAAAUCAUUAUUAGAGAAACAUACCAAGCAAUGAGAAACCGAAUUGAUUCCCAUAUAUUCGAAUUAAUAGAAAAGCUCCAGACUGGGUUCGGAAAAACUAUUUUAUUAGAAAAAGAUACUGAGCGUGCUUACCUUACUUACUUAACUUAAUUAUCUGGUGUUUAAGUGUCUAGUGCCGCAGCCCAAAAAGGACCUAUGGCAAAACUAGUGACGUAGGCAAGCCAUCUUGGAACAGGUCAGCCCUGACCAAGCCUUCUAUCAACUCCUGCUUCACCAGCCUUGCUGGAGCGUGCUUAUCAAUUGCUUGAAAUCGUCAGAGAAGAAAAUGAUUUUUAUUUUAAGAUGAUAAAAUAUGCUGAUAAAAAUGGAAUUGCACUAUUGAGACCUAGAAAUAUAGAAAUAUCUUUAAAUGACCUAAAAGGAGUUAUCGCUCUUUCAGAAGAAGACAGUAAAGCCUUUAUGGACUCUUUAGACGAAAACAUAAUUACUGUUGUAUAUCAGAUUAUUGAAUUUGACGACGAACAAAGCUGCUGCCCUAUCGAAAUUUCUCCUCAAGGCUUACCGCUUUCAGACUACUCAAUUAUUUUUAACAAAGACAAAAUAAUAAAAGUAGAUGGCAAAGACGGCACUGUGAAAUUUAACCAAGUUUUGAUAAGUGAAGACUGCGGGUUUGUCUAUGAAUCAGUCAUAGAAAUUUUUACCUCAGAAUUGUCACCUCAUGUAAUAAAUUUAUUACAUGUCCAUGUAGAAGACACAUCUGAAGAAAUCCCCAUAGAAGUUGUAUAUAUUUUACCUGAACAAAGCUGAUCUGAUUAUACGAAUUUUGAAAAUGACGCAAAAGGAGUCCCUUUACGGUACAAAAUUAUUGUAAAAGAAGGAAAAGUUAACACUGUUUUAUAUAACACAGGCACUGGGCACAAAGAGCUGCCAUUUAUAGAAAAAAAAAUUAAAAUUGGGGAUAAUUUUUGUAUUCAAGACAAUAGCAUUGCACAAGUUAAAUUAAUUCCUACAGGAUAUACAUAAAAUGGCGUAUGGCGACCGACCCACCCUCCCAGUGGUGGUUACCCAUGUAUAUCCGGGCAUGGUUUUUUGGAGCCAGGAAUUAGCCCAACAGUGUCCGGGACCUCGAAGCGAGAGGCCUAAGCGCGAGAACCGCUGUUUUUGCGACCAGACCCAUGGGCAGUUAUUCGUGACUUCUUUUUGCCAGCAGCGCUCAGCCCAGUGAGUGCCCGAAAUGAGGCAGGGUGAAUUACCUGCCUAAGCUGCUUUAGUGGCUCGCCCCGAAUGGCGAAAGCUGUUGAGUUCUUUCUCGGGAUGACCGGAAAAGAGGGGAGGCGAGUUAGACAUCGAGACGGGGGUCUCUCCAGUUUAAAAGGUGCCCUUCAAUGGGCAGAUCUGGCGGACGACGAAGCGGAGUUGGCGUAAACUUAGGCGACGAUCCAAGUUGGAAAUGGAGGUGGUCAGCAAAGCCGGUAUAAGACGGCCCUUGACAAUACCUCUACCGAGAAACCGGGGGUUUCGGCCCGGGCUUGGUGAACGCUCUGCCACCACACGGGAAACCGUGGCAUGCGACCUCGGACGUAGUAGGGACCUUAAAUACCCAGCGUAAUCUUAAUCUUAAUCUUAAUUCCUACAGGGAUGCUGGGGAGAAGUUGGCAAGCAAGAGACACUGAAAUUAACCCAAUUUUUACAAAAAAUCCACCAGAUUCUUUUUGCCCUGGAAGACAUAUUGAAGAUUUGCCUGGGAAUAUUGAUAUGAAAAUUGUCUGCGAAAACGGAGAAUUGGUUGCUAAUGGAAAAGAGUUUGCGUAUCCUGUUUGCUUAUGCAAAGCUUUGGAAGGAACACAAAUAAAUAGUUUCAAUGAGCUUAAAGAACAAAAAGAAACACACAAAAUAAAUAAUUUGUUAGAAAAUUUAGAAAAUUUGAAAAGAUGCGUUGAAGAGUUUAAAUCAGGGAAUAUUCGUGAUAAAAAGGAUUUAUUGAAUAGAAUGACACUAGACUUAAUAUUUAAAUUAAAUUUCUGAUCAGAACGAUCGACUCACCCUAGACACCACUAGGAUGUCUCAGCUACUUUAGAACUCCAGUUUCCUCUCCAGUUGUUGCUGGUGGAGUGUGGGCAGCCUCUGUCGUUAGACUAUGUAGGUUUGGGGACUUACUCGCCGCUUGCUCUAUCUCAGCCUUCACUGAUCUGCUCCAGCCGCUUUUUUCUUACCUUCAACUGGACACCCGUAAUCAAGUGUUGCUGCAGUAGGCAAAAGCCCUUUUUAGGAGAACAAAACUAUCUUGCAGAUAGAACAAGUAGAAUGACACAAUUUUCAGUUUCCUCAAGAGAAGGAAUUUCUGAAAAGCCUGAAUUAUUAGCUGAAUGGGGUCCAAUUUUGCAGAUAUCCGAUAGAGCAUUGAGGAAUUUAGCUACUGAUAUAAGGUUCGGUGCCUAA